CUAAAUAUUGCCCCAAAUGUUAUCAAGACAGAAAUUCUAAGCUUCAUCAGGAUGAAUCUGACCCUGACCACGUGUUUCAUUCUCGUCCACAUGUCAUGACUGACACAGUCUCUACUGAAGCAAACUGCACAGCACAAAAGCCUAUAAAGGAUCUGUCUUCUACUUUCCAAAAAGCAGAGGAGACAAUAAUGGACAGUUACCCACUCUGCAAGAAAGUAGGUUUAAGCCUAUAUGUGGACCAAGACAAACCAAAAGACAAACUCGACCCCCGUGUAUUGACACGUGGUAUUAUGAAGGAAGUGGCUCAUUUUUCCAAAAGAUUGUGUGGAACAAAAAAUAAGCUCAUUAAUGAUGUUCUUGAACACAACUUUAACAUUGGCAUGCAGAGCCAAGAUAUAAAUCCUGCAGUACUGUUCCACAAAAUUGUACUACAUAAUAAAGGGCCCACAUGGUUUAGUGAAGUUUUUGUUAUUCAGCCAUGUCCUCACAGAGAUACUAGAGAUGUGAGAAAAGUGAAAGAGGCUCCUUCGAUGCAGAAAAAUGAAAGGAAGGAAACGACCAAAAAAAGAAAGCUGGCAUUGCAAACAAAGAAGGAAGAAGCCACAUUGUUGAGUGAACAUAUGGGAGCCGUAAAAUCAAAGAAAAAUACCCAGUGUAAUGGAGACCGCUUUCCAGUGUGCUCAGAGAUAGGUCUGAACCUAGAUGUGUCAUCAAAAUCUGGAGACAAGGAAAAACUGGACUUAAAGCUGUUGACUAGAGCUGCAGUGAUGGAGAUCUAUCGGUAUCUAGAUUUUUGUUUCAAAAAGGAAUUGCUGCCUUCUGUCGAAAACCACAAGAUAUGAAUUACAAAUAAGUGAUCUUUUUUUUUUUUAACCUGUGAUCUAAAUCUCUAAAGAUGAGUAUAUCUGUGCUUCAAAUAAUUUCAAUUCACUGCAUAAUACACUAUAAAAAAGAAAGUGACCUGGAUCUUGAUGGACUAUUUUAUUUUUUAUUGCCAUUUUUUA
This is a messenger RNA of Seriola dumerili (greater amberjack), 1004 nucleotides long. RefSeq lists its product as uncharacterized. Bases 96 to 842 code for a protein of 248 amino acids. The transcript has 2 exons. The record is from RefSeq and is a predicted model, not a curated record. NCBI's taxonomy places the organism in Eukaryota, Metazoa, Chordata, Actinopteri, Carangiformes, Carangidae.